Molecule: messenger RNA, 7196 nt
Organism: Monodelphis domestica (gray short-tailed opossum)
Lineage: Eukaryota; Metazoa; Chordata; Mammalia; Didelphimorphia; Didelphidae
Gene: USP32
Product: ubiquitin specific peptidase 32
Biological process (GO): protein deubiquitination
Cellular component (GO): Golgi apparatus
Molecular function (GO): cysteine-type deubiquitinase activity; calcium ion binding
Source: RefSeq, a predicted model, not a curated record
AGCAGGGUCACGUGACUCAGCAUGGAGGCGGUGGCGGCGGUGGCAGCAGCGGCGGCGGCGGCAGCGGCUGGGCUGGCGACGGUACUGGCGGCGGCCGGGAGGAGCCGCCGGGCCAGGAGCCGCACUUGUUAGUGUGUGCGUGUGUGGGUGCGCCUCGAAGGGGCGGAAGGACGGGGGACGAGGACACCGUCACCGGGGACUACGACGAGGAGAAAGCGGGGACGGGGGGCGCUAUCAGGCUCCGACCCCCGGCCGAGGGGAUGAAGGGAGUAUGGGCGCCAAGGAGUCACGGAUCGGAUUCCUCAGCUACGAGGAGGCGCUGAGGAGAGUCACAGAUGUAGAGCUGAAACGAUUGAAAGAUGCCUUCAAGAGGACUUGUGGACUUUCAUGUUACAUGGGCCAACAAUGCUUCAUUAGGGAAGUACUUGGGGAUGGAGUUCCACCAAAAGUUGCAGAGGUGAUCUAUUGUUCAUUUGGUGGAACAUCCAAAGGGCUACAUUUCAAUAAUUUGAUAGUAGGACUUGUCCUCCUCACAAGAGGCAGAGAUGAAGAGAAAGCAAAAUACAUUUUUAGUCUUUUUUCAAAUGAAUCUGGGAGUUAUGUUGUACGGGAAGAAAUGGAAAGAAUGCUCCAUGUCGUGGAUGGAAAAGUCCCAGAUACCCUUAGGAGGUGUUUUUCAGAGGGUGAAAAAGUUAACUAUGAGAAGUUUAGAAACUGGCUACUACAAAACAAAGAUGCUUUCACUUUUUCCCGAUGGCUACUAUCUGGAGGUGUUUAUGUUACUCUCACUGAUGACAGUGAUACCCCUACUUUCUACCAAACUCUGGCUGGAGUCACACAUUUGGAAGAAUCAGACAUCAUUGAUCUUGAGAAACGCUAUUGGCUGCUGAAGGCUCAAUCCCGGACUGGCCGUUUUGAUUUAGAGACAUUUGGCCCUUUGGUUUCGCCACCCAUUCAUCCAUCUCUGAGUGAAGGUCUGUUUAAUGCCUUUGAUGAAAAUCGUGACAAUCACAUAGACUUUAAAGAGAUAUCCUGUGGGUUGUCAGCAUGUUGCAGAGGACCUCUGGCUGAAAGACAAAAAUUUUGUUUUAAGGUAUUUGAUGUUGACCGUGAUGGAGUCCUCUCACGAGUUGAACUUAGAGACAUGGUUGUGGCGCUUUUAGAGGUUUGGAAAGACAACCGCACAGAUGAUAUCCCUGAACUGCACAUGGAUUUGUCAGCCAUUGUAGAAGGAAUAUUGAAUGCACAUGACACCACAAAGAGGGGCCAUCUUACUCUGGAGGACUAUCAGAUCUGGAGUGUGAAAAACGUUCUUGCCAAUGAAUUUUUAAAUCUCCUUUUCCAGGUGUGCCAUAUAGUCUUGGGUUUAAGACCUGCUACUCCAGAAGAAGAAGGACAAAUCAUUAGGGGUUGGUUAGAAAGAGAGAGCAGGUACGGCUUGCAACCAGGACACAACUGGUUUAUCAUUUCCAUGCAGUGGUGGCAGCAAUGGAAAGAAUAUGUCAAAUAUGAUUCUCAUCCUGUUGUGAUGGAGCCUGCUUCUGUUCUUAAUGGAGGGAAGCAUUCACUUGGUGCAGAAGUACAUCCCAUGGAACAGGGGGAUGAAAGAAUGAGUGGAGGUCUCAAUUAUAUAAGUCCCACAGAAGAAAAAUUGUCAGAUAAUAUUUCUACUGCAUCUGAAGCCUCAGAGACUGCUGGCAACAGCUUUCUAUAUUCUGGCACCCCAGGGACUGAUAUGUGUUUUGCUAGACAACAUAACACUUCAGACAAUAACAAUCAGUGUUUACUUGGAUCCAAUGGAAACAUCUUACUACAACUCAAUCCACAGAAACCAGGAGCUAUUGAUAACCAGCCUUUGGUAACUCAAGAACCAGUAAAGGCUACAUCUCUAACACUAGAAGGGGGACGAUUGAAACAAGCUCCACAACUAAUCCAUGGCAGAGAUUAUGAAAUGGUUCCAGAACCAGUGUGGAGAGCACUUUAUCAUUGGUAUGGAGCCAAUUUGGCCCUUCCUAGACCGGUAAUCAAGAAUAGCAAAACUGACCUGCCAGAGUUAGAAUUGUUUCCUCGAUAUCUUCUCUUCCUGAGACAGCAACCUGCUACCCGGACACAGCAGUCUAACAUCUGGGUGAAUAUGGGGAAUGUGCCUUCUCCAAAUGCUCCCUUAAAGCGGGUGUUAGCCUACACAGGCUGUUUUAGUAGGAUGCAAACCAUCAAGGAAAUUCAUGAGUAUCUGUCUCAGAGGUUGCGCAUCAAAGAGGAAGACAUGCGCCUAUGGUUAUACAACAGUGAGAACUAUCUUACUCUUCUGGAUGAUGAGGAUCAUAUGUUAGAAUAUCUGAAAAUCCAGGAUGAACAGCACUUAGUGAUUGAAGUUCGGAACAAAGAUAUGAGCUGGCCAGAAGAGAUGUCAUUUAUAGCAAAUAGUAGUAAAAUAGACAGACACAAGGUUCCCACAGAAAAAGGAGCCACUGGCUUAAGUAACCUGGGAAAUACAUGCUUUAUGAACUCCAGCAUUCAGUGUGUCAGUAACACACAGCCACUAACUCAGUAUUUCAUCUCAGGGAGACAUCUUUAUGAACUCAACAGGACCAAUCCCAUUGGGAUGAAGGGUCACAUGGCCAAAUGUUAUGGGGACUUAGUGCAGGAGCUAUGGAGUGGAACACAAAAGAAUGUUGCCCCUCUAAAGCUUCGGUGGACCAUAGCAAAAUAUGCUCCCAGAUUUAAUGGUUUCCAGCAGCAAGAUUCCCAGGAACUUCUGGCCUUUCUCUUGGAUGGUCUUCAUGAAGAUCUCAACCGAGUUCACGAGAAACCAUAUGUAGAACUGAAGGACAGUGAUGGACGACCAGACUGGGAAGUGGCUGCAGAGGCCUGGGAUAAUCACCUGAGAAGGAAUCGAUCAAUUGUUGUGGAUUUAUUCCAUGGGCAGCUAAGAUCCCAAGUCAGAUGCAAAACAUGUGGGCAUAUAAGUGUCCGGUUUGACCCUUUCAAUUUCUUAUCUUUACCACUACCUAUGGAUAGUUACAUGCACUUAGAAAUAACAGUUAUCAAGUUAGAUGGUACUACUCCUGUUCGAUAUGGGCUGAGGCUGAACAUGGAUGAAAAGUACACAGGGCUCAAAAAGCAACUGAGUGACCUUUGUGGACUUAAACCAGAACAGAUUCUUCUUGCAGAAGUACAUGGUUCUAACAUAAAGAACUUUCCUCAGGAUAACCAAAAGGUACGGCUCUCAGUGAGUGGAUUUUUGUGUGCAUUUGAGAUUCCCACCCCAGGAUCCCCCACCUCAGCUUCAAGUCCAGUACAGACAGAUUUCUCUGGCCUAUCUACAAAUGGGAUGCUGAAUAUAUCCACCAAUGGGGAUCUUCUCCGACCAACUCUCAUUCCUAAUGGAAUGCCAAACACUGUUGUGCCAUGUGGAAUUGAAAAGAACUUCACAAAUGGAAUACUGAAUGGCCACGUGACAUCAUUUCCUGACAGUCCUUUCAUUGGUUACAUCAUUGCAAUCCACAGGAAAAUGAUGAGGACAGAACUCUACUUUCUGUCAUCUCAGAAGAAUCGUCCCAGCCUCUUUGGCAUGCCAUUGAUUGUUCCAUGUACUGUGCAUACUCGGAAAAAAGACCUCUAUGAUGCUGUUUGGAUUCAGGUAUCCCGACUAGCCAGCCCACUUCCUCCUCAGGAAGCCAGUAACCAUGCUCAGGAUUGUGAUGACAGCAUGGGGUAUCAGUAUCCAUUUACACUAAGAGUUGUGCAGAAGGAUGGAAACUCCUGUGCUUGGUGUCCGUGGUACAGAUUUUGCCGAGGCUGUAAAAUUGAUUGUGCUGAAGAUAGAGCUUUCAUUGGAAAUGCUUAUAUUGCUGUGGAUUGGGACCCAACAGCUCUUCAUCUUCGCUACCAGACUUCACAGGAAAGGAUUGUGGAAGAGCAUGAAAGUGUAGAGCAGAGCCGCAGAGCACAAGCAGAGCCCAUCAACCUGGACAACUGCCUGUGUGCCUUCACCCACGAGGAAGAAUUGGGGGAGAAUGAGAUGUAUUACUGUUCUAAGUGCAAAACCCACUGCUUGGCCACCAAAAAGCUGGACCUUUGGAGACUUCCUCCAAUUCUGAUAAUUCAUCUAAAACGAUUUCAGUUUGUGAAUGGCCGCUGGAUAAAAUCACAGAAAAUUGUUAAAUUUCCUCGUGAAAGUUUCGACCCCAGUGCUUUUCUUGUGCCAAGAGAUCCAGCUCUGUGCCAACGAAAACUACUCACACCCCAAGGGGAUGAUCUUUCUGAGCCACGGAUUCUCCAGGGAGAAGUAAAGAAAGUAGAUCUCCAGAACACAUGGACUACUGGGGAGGGGGAUAUGUUGAGCAAGAGUCCAUCCUCACUGAGUGGGAACAUCAUCUGUAACACAAAAGGUUCACCUUCUUUAGCAAGGAAAAGUGGUACCAGUUGUCCCUCAAGCAAAAAUAGCAGCCCAAACAGCAGCCCACGGACUUUAGGAAGGAGCAAAGGGCGGCUUCGACUGCCCCAAAUUGGCAGCAAAAACAAACUCUCAAGUAGCAAAGAGAACUUGGAUGCCAGUAGAGAGAAUGGCACUGACCAGCCUUUUGAGCUGGCAGAUGUCAUGAGCAGAGGGCAUGUGUUAGGUGGCAGCCAACCUGAACUAUUCACUCUUCAGGAUCAUGAGACCACUUUGGCUAACGGAUUCCUUUAUGAGCAUGAUGCUUAUAAUAAUGGCUGCAGCAAUGGUCAUAUGGAAAACCACAGUGAGGAAGACAGUGUGGAUGACCAAAGAGAAGAUGUCUGUGUUAAACCUAUUUACAACUUAUAUGCAAUUUCAUGCCAUUCAGGAAUUAUGGGUGGGGGCCAUUAUGUCACUUAUGCCAAAAAUCCAAACAACAAGUGGUACUGCUAUAAUGACAGCAGCUGCAAGGAACUCCACCCAGAUGAAAUUGACACUGACUCGGCCUACAUUCUUUUCUACGAGCAACAGGGAAUGGACUAUGCACAAUUUCUGCCAAAGAUCGAUGGCAAAAAGAUGGCAGACACAAGCAGCAUGGAUGAAGACUUUGAGUCUGAUUACAAAAAGUACUGCGUGUUACAGUAAACUCAUAACUCUUCCUGUCAGGAAAGGGGAUAUCGGGAAAACAGCUCCUUGCAACUGAUUUUUGUCAAAAGCAUCACUGAAGCAGGCAAACUAAAUAGUUAUUUUAUCCUGUGACCCUGAAGCACAAAAUGAAAAGCCUAAUUAAAUAGCUGUUAACAUAAUGAUAGGAUUGUUUUCUUUUGGGAAUAACUCAUUACAAGCUCACACAAGUGCUUUGAUGGGAGUGACAGUCAGAGGCUGCCAUUGUCUGGUGAACAAAAUAGUUUGGCAUGCCAGCGAACUAGGACCAAGUAAGAGCUAGUCUGUAGUGUGUAGAGUCUACUGGUUAUCCUAACAAAAUAGGAAGGGUCUCCUUAGAGUAAGAGUAAAACAAACAAAAAAAAUGUAGUGUUGUCUGGAGACGACAUGAUUUGCUACCUCCUUUUUCCUGAAUUUUUAUUCCAUUAUAGUGACAAGAAGUGGAAAGCAAGAUCAUGAAAAGGUGUAGAUGUGACUCUGGUAUGAGCGCUUUUUUUAGACAUCUUGCCAAUAUUUAUAUGUCUAUAUUGAUUUUUGUUUUGUUUUUGUAUUUGGAACACAACUAAAACAUUGGUGGCAGAGGUAUGUUGUAAUCUGCCCAGAUAAGAUUUUUCUCAGUUAAUCUCCAGCCAGUGGCUAAAAGGCUUUUGGGGAGCUACGUGCAGGGAGAGACACCUGAGGGAUGAUUGUCCAGGCAAAGGCACUUUGGUUUAGGAUACACCCAACAUGCAUCUAUUUCCCAACAGCUUGAUUCUGGAGGGAUGUUUGCAUUUUUUUCACCUUGUAUCAAAGCGCACAUAUUGCACAGGGGGUUCCUGGAAGAAAAGUUGUAUCAAGAGCUAAGUUGUGUUUUGUGAUUGGUAUUUUUUUUUGCACUUUAAAAAACAAAAUAAAUAAUUCAUACAGCUUAAUGUUCAAAAGCCUCCUAUUUGGUGGCUCUAAAGUGACUAUUUUUGUUCCCUACUAUGAAAUUUAAAAACAACCCAAUACCUAAACGUUGAUAAUUUCUAGAUAGUUCUCAUGAAAUUGGUGACUAUGUUUUUAUCAUUCAGUACUUGGUAUAGAAUAAAUCUUUUAUUGGUUUGCAUUAUUUCAUUUAUAAAGUAAAGAAUUGCUGUACCCAUUUUGGCAUUUGACAAUUUUUAGGGCUUUUAAAUUUUUAUAUUUACUAGUCAUAAUAUUUUGUGAUUCCUUUACUUUCCUCUAAUUAUUCAGGACUGGAAGAAAGGCAUAUAUAUUAUUUAUUUGAGACAGCAUUUUAACAUUUUUUUCCAGUGUUGAUAUUUUAAAAUAUUUUUGAAGUAAAUGUUUUAUUUUUUUUUCAUCCUUCUCUUGUUUGACUUAAAUCCUGAUGUGUUAACUGUCAUUAAUCACUACAAUACCAAAUUCCAUCAGGGGAUAAUUAUUGAUGUGAUCAACAUUUGUGUUCUGAUUUCUGCGUCUGGUUAAUAUCUGGUUUCCCUUUUGUGCAUUUUACAACAGUGUCUUAAUCUGCCUGCAAUCUUUUUUCCAUUAAGAAUUGAAAAAAAAAUUGUGUCAUUUCACAUGGAGAAGAUGAUCUUACCAAUUCAGAAUGAAAUUUUAUUUUAAUAAGGCAACAUAAGUAAACAGCGGGAUUUAGGAGGCUGGUGAAAAUAAAGCAAAAUACAGACUUCCUGGUUUUAGAACUUUCAGUACACAAAAAUUUUGUCUUUUCCUACUUGGACAAGCUCCAUGAAAAAGUAAAAGAUUUUCAAUAAUUUCCUUACCAAUAUUUUAUUUAAGCAGGUAGCACACAAUCUACUAAUGUUAUUUGAUCUGUGUUUGUUAUAUUGGUUGUAAUUAUUUUUUAAUUAAAUUAAUUCAUGAAUUAGCAGAAAAUUUAUUAAAUUAAUUAUUAAUAUUAAUUACAUUCACUUUGUAAAUUAUUGUAUAAAACUUAUUGACAUUGCACUGACUUUAGAAAGAUGUUCAUGUACAUAAAUACAGUGUAAAUAAAAUAGUGUUGAUGGUAUUGAAAUAUAAACUGUAUAAAAAAGCAUCAGUAAUUGUAUAUGGAGUGAACCUGUUUAUCUGUAACUAUUAUUACAAUAAAUUAAAUACUGUGGAUGCA